CUGGCUGAAGUUUUGAACAGAAGUGUUCUGUUGAAACCUCAGAUUACCUCCUUUAAGCUCUAGCUGUGUUUGCCUCUGGUGUAAUUCCACCGGCUUUCCUUCAAGCAGGAGCUCGUGUUCCUCUUUCACUCGGAGGUAUUUUCUUAAGCCACUGUCAGUUGUAGAAACUGACAUGUACGUUGAAGUGUGGCUUCUUCCACGGGGUGUACUCCGAAAGGCCAUUUCUAACAAACAGUGGAGAAAGUUUUUCUGAAAUUUCUCUUGAGCGUGUUUGUAUAUUGUUUGCUCGUCUGUUGAAUGUACUGUCUUGCUUAAACUAAUUCCACCCCUAUCUAAGUGAUUGCAUGUGACGUCAUUUCUAAAGUCCUUAAUGUGUGAAAAUUCUAGACUUUGAUGUGUGAACGUUGCCGCAUUUCUUGCGGUAUCCUUUGAUUUCUGAACAUUCUAAAGGCCCCGCCCACUGUGUAGCUCUGCGUGUAUUCUAUGUUAUGACAAUUAUUUAAAUAUGUCGGCAAUGUGACUAAUAAUAAUCAUAAUCAUCUCCAAUAAAUGUCCUUGGCUCUGUAAACCUCCGAACGUGUGGAACACCACAGCAUUUGUCAAAAGUGCCGCCUUUCGCGGAUUUACAAAUACCGUAAAACCCCUAUACGGAUGUGAAGUGCAAUUUCCGAGCGUUCAGGAGCCGAUCGAAUUUUUCCGAUAGGACAAACGGUUGCUGAGUUACGGCAAAAAGCCAGCUGAUCAAAGUUCCUGUGAUCAGCCGACUCGGCGGUGAUAUGCUACAUUUUAACCAGCUGUUCGGCAAGUAGGGUCAUGUGUGGAACUGAUAACCCCAAGCCAGGGUUCGGAACGGAUCACACGGUUACUGUACCGUCUGUGUUUUAGCCCUGUGUACCCCAAAGCUGCCGUCACCCCGGCCAAUGUAUGGAUCGAGCUAAUGCUAAUGCAAGCAAGCUAAUGCUAACCGCAGCUUUUAGCAGUUAGCAUUAGCUUUCCAAUUAGCGUUAGCAUUUCUGGCUAGAACGCUGUUGUGUUAACUUCUCUUUCCAGGCCUGGAAACAAGAAUCAUCAAACCAUAUAAGAUUGCCAUGGCAAGUUCAAAACCUGCAAGACUGAAGGUGAUUCUAGCAGAGAGCAACACUGAAAAACUGACUCUUCCAAAUGACAUACCAGACUCUCUGGAUGAGCUUCUCAGCAAGGUGAAGGAUACCUUUGGUUUAAAGACCAACAUCAGAUUGCAAUAUAUGGACAAAGACUUUGGUAAUGACUUCUUCAACCUCAGCUCAACUUCUAAACUUGAGGACUUGGGAACAGUCAAGGUGAUUCAAGAAAAAGCCAUUCAAACUUUUGUUGAUGUCAUUGAAACAGCUCCAUCUUCUUCUACAGUUCACUCUGAUGACAGCAGUUCUUUAGCCUCAAAUGACACUGUGAUCCUCUCCUCCCCUGAAUCCUUGUCAUCGCAAACACAACAAUGGCCAGCCAACUUUCCCAUUCCCAUAUUUUCAUAUCAGGAGGUGGUGAAUGAAGAACCUGGUAGAGAGGAUUUCAAGGACAGAUGGCCUGCUCUGUUCCAACAGAAAGAGAUUAAUGCAGAGUUCCAGAGGCUCAUGGCUCUUCCCCUUGAGCAGACUUCCUUGGCCCAGUUGGACAGGCACUCAAGUCAGCUGAUUGAAGUCAUCCAGGCCAAAGGAGGAGCAACACGUGCAAAAAUGGUUGGCAUCAUGAGAAGUUAUGAUGAGGUUUUCUCCAGACAUUGGGAUUCGAAGGGAAUGUGUUCUGAAAGGGCUCAUCACCUUUGUUGGAGAGAAUGCAAAAGACCUUAUUAAGGAAUACUGUGGCAGCAGCAGAGAUAAUGUCCAGAUGGAACUCGAACAACUCACCAUGGCAGUGUUUGAUUUGGAAGGAGGGAGAGGGAUUGAAAGAACCCCCAGAAGACAUUGGCAUCGUCAUUGAGGGAGUGGAGGUGUUGCAUGGCCUGAUUUCAGUUGCCUCAGAAUGUGCCCUGCUUCUGGGUUUGAUAUAUGCCCUUAACCUGGUUUAUCCAAAGGCUCUGCGCUUCACAUUUGAAGUGUUCCAAAAAAUCUUCAUGCAGCUUGAGCAGCACAAGAUGUCUCCCAAAGUUCAGAAUUUGUUUGGAAGACUUCAGACCUCACAGUAAAGACACUGGCAUAUUGUGCAGCAGCACAGAUUACCUCCUGUCUUCUUUGUUUAAACAGAAGAGUGCCAUGUUUUGGACUUUUUGAAGUUCUUUUGGGACAGUGUGCAUAUUAAAGCCACAAGUAAUACAGUUUAAUGGAUAACAAUUGUGACUGGUAUUUCUGGAGGAUGUUUACUGAUGAGUAUUAUCGUUCUGGGAGUAGGUCUUUUUUGUUGUUGACAUUUCAUAAAGUUAGAUGGUUUAUCUCUUUGGUAUUGUGUGGGAAAAAAAAAUACAGGUCAAGACCACAAUGAA
Molecule: messenger RNA, 2452 nt
Organism: Archocentrus centrarchus (flier cichlid)
Lineage: Eukaryota; Metazoa; Chordata; Actinopteri; Cichliformes; Cichlidae
Exons: 5
Coding region: 1089-1826 (245 amino acids)
Source: RefSeq, a predicted model, not a curated record